UUUAAGAGUGAAGCUCGCGCCAUCAGUUACACGAGCAAGUUAAAAGUCCAUAUCAGCUAACAUUUGUUGUAAUUGUAACUAAUGCAGCACAGUCCAGGAUAAAUUGAAACAGUACUUAAUUUAAGAUGGAUUUUUGGCUAGAACAAAACUACAAAAACGGAAGUUAAUGUAAACAGCGAUUGUGAAACUUCAGCGGAACCCCUCCUUUCGCUAAGGCAUUUUGUUCCGAACAUCACGUUUGGCCAUCCGAUGGUAGAAUGUCUCCGGAAAGCUGUGGGUCCAAAUCCUUUUUUUGACAUGCACAUGAUGGUUUCCAGACCAGAACAGUGGGUGAAGCCAAUGGCAGCAGCAGGAGCCAGCCAGUAUACAUUUCAUUUGGAGGCCACUACAAAUCCUGGAAGCCUCAUCAAGGAUAUCCGUGAGAGUGGCAUGAAGGUUGGUGUGGCUAUCAAGCCUGGAACCACAGUCGAAGAAAUAGCACAAUGGGCCGGGCAUAUUGAUAUGGCCUUAGUUAUGACAGUGGAGCCUGGAUUUGGUGGCCAGAAGUUUAUGGAAGACAUGAUGCCAAAGGUCAGCUGGCUAAGAAGUCAGUUUCCUUCCCUAGAUAUUGAGGUCGAUGGAGGAGUUGGACCAGACACUAUUCAUCAUUGUGCUGAGGCAGGAGCGAACAUGAUUGUAUCAGGCAGUGCUGUAGUGGGCAGUGCAGACCCCCGAUCUGUAAUUGCCCUCCUCAAAGAUGUCAUCCUUGAGGCCAUUCAGAAACGAUCUCUUGACCGUUAAUAAUAUCAGCUUUUUUUUUUCCAACAAUCUAAUAAAAUAUCAACCUGUCUCAACUAUUUCAA
Messenger RNA from Silurus meridionalis, 842 nucleotides. RefSeq names its product ribulose-5-phosphate-3-epimerase (gene rpe). Lineage: Eukaryota; Metazoa; Chordata; Actinopteri; Siluriformes; Siluridae. The record is from RefSeq and is a predicted model, not a curated record. Gene Ontology annotation, biological process: carbohydrate metabolic process; pentose-phosphate shunt, non-oxidative branch; pentose-phosphate shunt. The transcript is spliced from 6 exons. Gene Ontology annotation, cellular component: cytosol. The coding region runs from base 250 to 780 and encodes 176 amino acids. Gene Ontology annotation, molecular function: D-ribulose-phosphate 3-epimerase activity; metal ion binding.